GCCUGGUGUCUCGUAGCACGGCACCAACACGAUCCUCUGCGCUUCCGCUCUUUCUCGCUUCGCUUCCGUCCACAAUGGCCCACCGCAUAAUAACACAAGUCGUCUUCUCCGGCGCCCGCAUAAUCGGUCGAGCCGUGUCCGAGUCGUACCGUCAAGCCGCCGCCUCGCAGAAGUAUGCAGCAGCCAACCAGGGCGGCAAGGGUGGCGGCGCCUUUUCAUCUUCCAACAUCACCAUGGACGAGGCCUGCCAGAUCUUGAAUGUGGGUCCAGGAAAGAUGGGAACCAUUGAGCUGGAAGCCGUCACGGAGCGGUUCAAAAGACUGUUCGACCUGAACGACCCCAAGAAGGGCGGCAGCUUCUACCUGCAGAGCAAGAUCCUGAGAGCAAGAGAGAGGAUCGAGAGAGAGCUGCAAGGGCACCAGCGCGUGGCAGAACGAGAAAAGGAACUACGAGAGGGCUUCAAGCCAAAAUUCACCAAAGAAGACUGAGGCAGAUGCAAUCUAAACUAGACGAAGCGACAAACCUGUCCCAGGAGCCCGCGCCCUUGGUCGGGCUGUCAGGACUGCUGUCAUGACAGACACUCGGCUCUCUUUCCCUCGCUCGCUCUCUAUACACAGCGACAAAGGCGUGUCUUGAUGCAUUUGAGCGGCGUUUGGCAUAGCGUUUGGGCCUUCCUUGGGUAUGGGUACGGCGACGGCGCUCCGUGGUUGAGGGUGUAGUUUGGCUGGCACAAGCAUGCUUCUGUGUCUCUCCGCUCUCGCGUGUACAUGUAUAUUGUGUCUGAUAAUGUUCAACUACUGUAUCAUG
Molecule: messenger RNA, 807 nt
Organism: Exserohilum turcica Et28A
Lineage: Eukaryota; Fungi; Ascomycota; Dothideomycetes; Pleosporales; Pleosporaceae
Exons: 2
Coding region: 75-488 (137 amino acids)
Biological process (GO): protein import into mitochondrial matrix
Cellular component (GO): TIM23 mitochondrial import inner membrane translocase complex
Source: RefSeq, a predicted model, not a curated record